Molecule: messenger RNA, 1136 nt
Organism: Camponotus floridanus (Florida carpenter ant)
Lineage: Eukaryota; Metazoa; Arthropoda; Insecta; Hymenoptera; Formicidae
Product: thioredoxin-related transmembrane protein 1
Exons: 5
Coding region: 107-985 (292 amino acids)
Source: RefSeq, a predicted model, not a curated record
AAGCGUCGUAUGAAAAGUCCCGGCGUAGUCCCUCUCAAACUUCUCCCUGCUGGUAUAAUGCCGGCUAGUAUUGUUGGAAGUUGUCAAAGAUAGUAUUGUUGCCAAAAUGGGUCCUGAAUUUUCUAUCAUCUAUAUUUUAUUGUUAUCUGCAUAUGCAAGUGCGGACGCACAGCAACAAACGGAGGAAAGCUUAGUACAACUCAAUGAGAAUAAUUGGGAUCUUAUGCUCACGGGAGAAUGGAUGAUUGAAUUUUAUGCUCCAUGGUGUCCUGCAUGCAAAGCACUUGAACCAAUCUGGGAGGAUCUGGCAUUAUCAAAGAAGAACCUCAAUAUUAAUGUUGGAAAAAUAGACGUGACAGAUUCUCCAGGUCUUAGUGGUAGAUUUAUGGUUACAGCUUUACCUACAAUAUUUCAUGUAAACAAUGGGAUAUUUAGACAAUAUAGAAGUCCAAGGGAUAAAGCCUCAUUAAUUGAUUUUGUUUCUAAAAAGACAUGGACAAAAGUUGAUCCAAUACCUAGUUGGAAAAGUCCAACUUCAUUUCAUAUGUCAAUUUUAAGUCAAUUCUUUAAACUGUCUCAAGUAUUACGAGGUAUUCAUAAUAAACUUUUGGAAGAUAUUGGGUUACCUACAUGGGGCAGUUAUUUAAUUUUUGCUGUUGCAACAAUUAUUUUAGGCGCAAUAUUAGGACUAUUUAUUGUAUGCUUGAUCGACUUUAUUUAUCCACCAAAACCUGCGCAACAACAAAGCAAAAAGAAACAAGAUGGUGCAUUGGAUAAUUCCAUACAUGAAAGAAAUUUGUAUGAGGAUGAAAUUGCUGAAAACGUUGGAGAUGAUUUAGUAGAUGAAGAAGAAUCUGAAGCAGAGGAAUUUGAAAAAAAAGACACUGAGGUAAAGAAGCUUGAAACGAAUGAAAAAGAUAAGGAUAUUAAAACUGAUACUAAUAGUCCUAAUGUUCGCAAGCGUAAGCCUCGCAAGGCUGAUUAGAAAUAAAAUUUGUUUUAUGUAAAUAUUUAACAAUUAUGAAUCAAUUAAGACUAACUUUUGUGGUAUAUUCCAAAAUCAUUUUUACAUUGAGAUUAUAUGUGUGAUAUGACAUAAUAUUUCUCUCUUAUAUCUCAAAACUAGAUAAUUAUAU